UGCUCCUUCCGGUCUGCGCGGCGGGAAUGGCAACCGGAAGCGGAACUGCCGCCAGACCGGAAGCGGACCGCGGCGGGGCGGUGGAGCCGGGGAUGAGCGCCAUGCGCUCUGACGACGAUGACGACGAGGGGCCCUCCCCCUCCUCCGGGUGGGACUGGGAGUGCCCGCGUGUGCGGCGCCGCGUGGAGGAGCUGCACUUCGGCCCCGGGGGGCUCCUGAGCUCCAGCCCGGAGGAAAUCCGCAAUUUCUGGGCUUUCUUCGAACGGCUGCGACGCUUCCAGAACCGGAAACCAACGCCGAGCGGCACCGGAAAGGACCCGGCGCCGUCGCUGGGGCUCCCGCGGCGUUACGACGCCUUGCACCGCAUCAACCUGGCGUUGACGGAGCCCCGAACCCGGCACCGCGACCGUGACCACCCCGCCGUGCCCGGCGAGCGGCGGGCAGAGCUCCACCGAGCCCUCCUCCACUAUUUAGACUUCGUCCAAAAGCAGAGUUUCGCCAAACUGGCCAAGAUCCGGCGGGACCGGGCGGCGCUGCCCAUCGCCCGCUUCCGCGAGCCCAUCCUGCGGGCCGUGGCGCGGCACCGCGUGGUGCUGGUGGCGGGGGACACGGGUUGUGGGAAAUCCACACAGGUGCCGCAGUUCUUGUUGGAGGCCGGGUACCGGAACGUGGCCUGCACGCAACCGCGUCGCAUCGCCUGCGUCGCCUUGGCCAAGCGCGUGGCCUACGAGAGCCUGCAGCAGCACGGCGACCAGGUGUCACCCAUUCUCCCUCCAGUUUUCGACCCAUUCUCCCCCAGUUUUCGACCCAUUCUCCCCCAGUUUUCGACCCAUUCUCCCCCCAGUUUUCGACCCAUUCUCUGGCUUUGGGGGGGAAAGGAGGGAGAUGUGGGGGAGAGGAGGGAGUUUUGGGGGGCGAGCAGUGAGUGCUGGUCACCGUGGUGCUCCGGUGCCCCCCAGGUGUUCGACGUUCCCCCCCCUGGCGUCAGGAAAUGCAUCCUGGCCACCAACAUCGCCGAGACCUCGGUGACCAUCGACGGCGUCCGCUUCGUGCUGGACUCUGGUGCGCCGUGCUCCUGCCCUUCCUUCCCUUUUUCUUCCUCCCUUCCCUUCUUUUCCCCCUUACUUCCUCCUUUUCUUUCCUCUUGCCCCCCACCCCCCAAUUUUGGUGCCUCCAUCCAGGUGAAAUCAGAGCGUGCCGCCGGUUCUCGGAAGUGGUGCCGGCGGCGCGGGUUGGAGGAGCACCGGCUCUACGAGGCCGCCAACCUCCGGCGCCAGUUCCAGGAGCUGCUCCGGGACCACCACCUCGUGGAACCCCCCACCAGCGACCCCAGGACCCCCACCCAACGCCGGCAGCGCCGCGCUUUGCACCGCCUCUACCGCUCCCACCGCGGCACCGAGUCCCGACCCCGCAAAGUGCUGAGGCUGCGCCACGGCACCGCCGCGUCCUCGGGGGGGGAGGAAGAGGAGGAGGAGGAAGGGGGGUCCCGGGAACGCGGCGUGGACAUCCAGGACGUGAAGUUCCAGCUGCGGCACGACGUGGCGGAGCUGCAGGCAGCAUCCAGCUCCAUCCUGAGCCCAUCCCACCUCUCCCUCCUCAAACUGGUGCUGUGCCGGGGGCUGUACCCCCAGCUCGCCGUCCCCGACCCCCUCAACGAGAGCCGCAAGGAUUCCGACCAGAUUUUUCACACCAAGAGCAAGCAAGGCAUCGCGCUCCACCCCACCUGCGUCUUCGCCACCAGCCCUGAGCUGCUGCACACGCGGGAGCGGACGGAGCGCGGCGGCAACAACGAGGACGGGAUGAGCUCCCACCACCAGCUGCUCGCCUUCGUCUCGCUGCUGGAGACCACCAAGCCCUACCUGGUCAACUGCAUCCGCGUCCCCGCUCUGCAGACCCUCCUGCUCUUCUCCCGCUCUCUGGACACCAACGCGGACUGCACGCUGCUGGUGGCAGACCAAUGGUUGGAGCUGCUCCUCCCGGACCCCAACUCGGCGCUGCGGCUCCUGGGGACCGCGCUGCGGCUCCGCGCCGCCUGGGAGCAACUCCUGGAUCAGCGCUUGGGGGGCAGCGGUGGGGCAGAGCCCGGGGAGCGGGACAUGGCUGCGCUGAGACGAGGGCUGCUGGAGUUCCUGCAGGAGGAGGUGCCGUACCGCCUGCGCCAGCUGACAGCACUGCAGCAGCGCUCUCUCUACGUCGGACCCCAGACGGUGACGGCGUUCCCGCAGCUCCCGGGGCUCUUCCAGGGGAUGGAGAUGAAACCCCACGAAACGAAGGGCGGUCACCGCGUGACCCAGUUCCUCACCUACAACUGCUUGGCGACGGACGCGGACCUCUACAACGAGUGUCUCCGGAGCUUCUGGACGUGUCCCCACUGCGGGCUCCACGCGCCCUUCACCCCCAUGGAGCGCGUCUGCCACGAGAACGCGUGUCGGCCGCCGGACGAACCCCAAGACGAGGAGCCCCACGGCUGCCCCCCAACCUCAGCCCUCCAGCGGCCGUACCACUGCGACGUGUGCCAGCGGGAUUUCUCCUUCACCCCCACCGAGAUCCUCCGGCACCGGCGGCAGCACCGCUGAUGGGAGAAAUCCCAAAAGGGAGAUUCGGGACCCCCGCCUCCCACCCUGAAAACGAAACGAUUCGUCUCGCUUCCGGCCCAGACCGGCGGUGUUCGUCCCCUCAGCGCAGGGGAUCUCUCGGAGUUCACCUUCACGCCGCCUUAAUGAGGAGACGGAGUUAAUUUAUUAAUGGCAGCGGUGCUGCUCGUCAGUGCGAUGUGUGACAUCGGUGCGACGCGGGCGGUCCCCCCCCCAUGCCCCCACCACCCCUGCCUCGCUGCAGCCUUGGUUUGGUGGUCCCUGCGGAGCUGAUGUGGAGAAAUUCUGGUGUCAUUGAGCACAGAACGUGGGGGGCUUUGUCCCAUCCCCGUCCUCAUCAUGUCCGGGGCGCCCCAUAUACAAGGAAACCCAUAGACUUCUGAACAGAGGGAGAAAUCCCACAGAAAUUCCCAUCAUUUUGGGGUAUUUUCUGCCCACAAACGUUAACACCACGGAGACGAAUUUCUUCGUUACAGCGCGGAGGAACCAAAGCAAUUAGCAGUAAUUACCGAGCGCACCGACAUGAUGUAAUUAACAGGGACGGGUUCGUUAAGCCAAGCGGAGCGGGGAGGAAAUUGGGGGAGUUUGGGGGUCUUCCCUUCUGUGGGGGUCUCUGUAGUGUACCACUUUCCCUUCUUUAAUUAAUUAACUAAAGCAAUUAAAUGAAACAAGGCAAAACCAUCAAACCCAAUGAAGAAGUUGUCAUUAAGGGGUAAUCACGUUUAUAGGUGAAAUAAAAGCUUGUAAUUAAGA
Messenger RNA from Numida meleagris (helmeted guineafowl), 3347 nucleotides. RefSeq names its product DExH-box helicase 34 (gene DHX34). The transcript is spliced from 14 exons. Gene Ontology annotation, cellular component: intracellular anatomical structure. Gene Ontology annotation, molecular function: RNA binding. NCBI's taxonomy places the organism in Eukaryota, Metazoa, Chordata, Aves, Galliformes, Numididae. Gene Ontology annotation, biological process: nuclear-transcribed mRNA catabolic process, nonsense-mediated decay. The record is from RefSeq and is a predicted model, not a curated record. The coding region runs from base 27 to 2576 and encodes 849 amino acids.